This is a messenger RNA of Phyllotreta striolata, 2926 nucleotides long. The record is from the annotation of a GenBank genome assembly. Lineage: Eukaryota; Metazoa; Arthropoda; Insecta; Coleoptera; Chrysomelidae.
AUCAAACUCCUGUCUCCUGUCACAAUCACGACAAUCACACCUAACCCAACUUUUCCAUUGAUAACUCAACAGAUUUGCAAAUAAAUAUGUUAAUUACGCCCAUUUUCCGCUAUCGCAUUACAAUUUUAGCGACGUUAUUAAUGCAGACGAAGUAGGCGUUGCGUUCAUCGUAAAACCGGAGCUCCAACAUGAUGGUGCCGUUACUGAAGCACCCCGAAAUGAACUUCGGGGCCAUAACGUUCUUCGCGCGACAGCACAAGGAAGAUAUGUGCGGCAGCAACGGCUUACCGCUCACCCCGAACUCCAUCAUAAUAUACGGAAGAGCCCAAAAGUUGAAGACGAUUAAAAGCCCCUACCUCUGCCAAUAUCUCGAUAUUAUUCGAGGAAAACACGAACGAACGAUCGUAGUAUGCCAAUAUUGCGGAGUUCCGUUAUCGAAUUAUCUGGAGAAGAAGAAAUUUACGCUCGAUGGUAUAAAGCGAAUAGCAUAUCAAAUACUCCAUGGUCUGAAGUUGCUGCAUGAACGGAACAUCGUUCACAGGAAUCUCAGUUGCGAGAAUAUCCUUCUGCAAGGAGAAAACAUUAAAAUGUUUAAUUAUGGAUUGUAUUAUUUAACGGAUAAUGCAAAACUAGUUUCAUUUCCAGUAGUCCAAUUAUUGUAUGCAGCUCCGGAGAUCUAUUUAGACGGGAUUCACAACAGUCUUCCGAAUCCUGCGGUAGACGUUUGGGCAGUGGGCAUAAUUCUAAUAGAACUCAUAUUGGAUAAAAGUUUGUGGAGUUCGCUGAAAGUCGGGCAAAGAAUUCGAAAAAUCCUAAGCCUGCUGCAAUCGAAUUCGUCCGUUUUCGAACGUAUUGCUCGAGAACAUAACGCUUACGAAGAAUACUUGAACGUUCCUGAAGAUCUCAAGGAAAUGAUAGAAUCCGUUCUUAACAUCGAUCCGACGAAACGACCCACGUGCGAAGAGCUCCUACGGAAUAAGAUAUUCAGCCAGUUUCAAACGGAACAAGACAGCGGUGAUAAAGAGUUGAAAAAUUUCGAAAUAUUCACCAUACACGAGUUGUAUCAUUGGUGGCAGCUCGCCGGAGGAGACGUGCUGCAGGAACUGAAGAAACAAGGCCUUAUAAGAUCGAGUCCACCGAUUCUAUCGUUACCUCAUUUGGUGCUAAUCGAAGGGAAUAUUUUGGGACAGGAGAGGAACCCGGCUACGUUGUACGAUCCGAGGGUCGUGCAAAUGCCUUUGGACACUCUGUAUCAAAGAUUCGAGAAUAUACCGUUGUCGUCUUUUUAUCCAUUGAUUCGAAUCAAAUCGGAUAUAAUAUCCCAAUUCGAACCGCAACCGUAUGAUGCAACCGGUUUACCUUUGAUUAUCAAAGAACGCGACCCGGAGUACCAGUUUCAUAGAAUCAUACUAUUUCGCCGGCUUUUGCAUGGGUAUCCGUUCACCAAGGAUCUCAUAAGGAAGGAAGCCGAAAAGGACAUUCCUCCGUUACUGAGAGGCGAGAUUUGGGCCGCUUUGUUGGAUAUAAAAUGCGAUUACAAGUCGCGGUAUAUGAAAUUGGAUAAAUACUCGAUAACUCCGACCGAUAGGCAGAUUGAAGUCGAUAUUCCUAGAUGCCAUCAAUACAACGAGUUGCUUUCGUCGACCGAAGGGCACAAGAAGUUGAAGAGAAUUUUGAAAGCUUGGGUGUUUCAAAAUUCCAAGUACGUUUACUGGCAAGGUUUGGAUUCCCUGACGGCUCCGUUUCUGUACUUGAAUUUCAACGAUGAAGCGAAAGCGUUCGCUUGUCUGUCGGCGUUUAUACCGAAAUUCCUCUACAAAUUUUUCCUCAAAGACAAUUCACCAGUGAUCGAGGAGUAUUUGGCCAAAUUUUCGCAAUUGAUCGCCUUCCACGAUCCCACUCUCGCCAAUCAUUUGUACGAAAUCAAUUUCUACCCGCAACUAUUCGCAAUACCUUGGUUUCUGACGUUGUUUUCGCAUGUGUUUCCUCUCUACAAAAUUCUACACCUGUGGGAUAAAGUUCUACUGGCGAAUUCUUCGUUUUCACUGCAUAUAGGCUUAUCAGUGUUGACCCAACUCAGAGACAGAUUGCUCAGUUCUGGAUUUAACGAAUGUAUUUUGCUGUUUUCGGAUUUGCCAGAGGUUGAUAUCGAAAAAUCCGUCGUUUUGUCUACAGAAACGUUCAAAGCGACACCUACAAGCAUCACGGCAAGAGAGCAUGAUAACGAUGAGUACCGAACAAAGGAUGAAUAUGAUAUUACAGGGGUGACUUUGAGCGAUUUAAAACGAGAAAGGUACCCGCGCGUUAGCGCUCGAGAUGUGAUAGAUAUGAUUCGAACAAACCCUCGUAAAAUUCUGGUGAUUGAUAUCAGAAAUAUGGUGCAGUUUAACCGUUGCUGUAUAAUUAACAGCAUUAAUAUUCCGUUUUCGAGCGUUUCGUUUACGGAGAAUAAAAUCGAAAAUGUUGGGAGUAAUAGUGCGAUUUUGGAGCACAGUAAAGAUAAAGUUGUUGUCGUUGUUGGAGAUGAAGAAACUGAUUUAGAAUUGGUAUUCAAUUAAUUUAUUCUUCAAGUUUGAAUUGUAUUUAUAUCGUUUUUGUUUCAGUUUCCCACGUUUUUAUUGAGGUGCAACGUGAAGAAAGUUUGCGUUUUACACGGAGGAUUUAACGUUUUAUUAUCAGUUUCACCCACCAUUUUAAUGUCUCAGAAUAAUUUAAUCGGAUAGCGAAAGAUGUGAUACUAUUAGCCCGCUUUAUAUGUGUUAAUUUAAUUUGAACAAAUUUUUCCUUAUAUUUAUAUUUUAUAUAAUCAAUUUUUACAAAAAAAGUUUAAUUCGAUUUAAAUCUAAUGAAAUAUAUAUUUGAUUGUAAGUCGGUGCACUAAAUAAGGAAUUAAUCGGAGCAAUUUGAAUGUAUUUGCUCAAUAAAA